Branchiostoma floridae (Florida lancelet) is the source of this 1640-nucleotide messenger RNA. Its product is annotated as thrombospondin-3b-like. Gene Ontology annotation, biological process: cell adhesion. NCBI's taxonomy places the organism in Eukaryota, Metazoa, Chordata, Leptocardii, Amphioxiformes, Branchiostomatidae. Bases 1 to 1224 code for a protein of 407 amino acids. Gene Ontology annotation, cellular component: extracellular region. The record is from RefSeq and is a predicted model, not a curated record. The transcript has 11 exons. Gene Ontology annotation, molecular function: calcium ion binding.
AUGUUACACCAGGACAACUGUCCCCUGGAUGGUAACGUCGGUCAGACAGACGGUGACGGGGAUGGCGUAGGGGAUGACUGUGACAACUGUCCGACGGACAUCAACACUGACCAACAGGAUACCGACGGGGAUGGACGGGGAGAUGCGUGUGAUCAGGACAGCGAUGAAGACGGUAAGGAAGGGUACACGAUUACCAUGACAACUGCCCACUGCAACUCAACGCCGACCAGACUGAUUCUGAUGGAGAUGGUGUGGGAGACGCCUGCGACAACUGCCUUAAUGUUCCAAACGCUGAUCAGUGAUGCUGAUGGCUAUCCGGACAGUCUGGAUAACUGCAUCAUGGUGCCCAACAGUGACCAACUUGACACAGAUAACGAUGGACGAGGAGAUGAGUGUGACGAUGACGAUGACAACGACACCGUUCUUGAUGAUGUGGACAAUUGCCGCCUCAUGCCAAAUGCGAAUCAGACCGAUUUUGAUGGUAACGGCAUAGGCGAUGUCUGCACUCUUGAUUUCGACAACGACGGAGUGCCAGAUGCUGAUGACGUGUGUCCUGCCAAUGACGUCAUCAGCCGCACGGACUUCAGGAAGUACCUAACAGUCAACCUCGGGGACCCCGACUCCAGCAACCCACCCCAGUGGGAGUUCAGAAACGAGGGCGCAGAGAUCACCCAGAAUUUGAACAGCGAUCCUGGAAUUAUUCUUGGCAUGACCAGCUUCGGCAGUCUGGACUACCGCGGGACCUUCUUUGUGAACACCCAGGUUGAUGACGACUUCGUGGGUUUCGUCUUCAGCUACCAGAGCAACUCCCGCUUCUACCUGGUGUGCUGGAAACAGGCAGGGGACGGCGCUGGCGGAGAAGCUGGUUUGCAGUUGAAGCUGGUGGACUCAACGACUGGACCUGGUGAAGACCUGGCAUCCGCUCUGUGGCAGGCAGUCAAGGUGCAGGGGCAGACCAAGCUCCUGUGGGAAGACCCCAACAAGCUCGGCUGGAGCGACCAAACCGCCUACCGCUGGGAGCUGAAGCAUCUUCCUGACAUCGGACUUAUAAGGCUGAAGCUGUACUCCGGCCGCCAGCUCAUGGUUGACUCCGGGAACGUGCAUGACGUGUCCCUGCGGGGCGGACGUGUCGGCGUGUACUGUUACUCCCAACAGGACGUCAUCUGGGCAGAUCUCGUCACCAAGUGCGAAGACAACGUACCUGCUGACUUCAGCCAGAUGUAGAGCGUGACCGUGACCGCGUAAAAUGCGACGGUCCAAGAAACUAACUGUAGCUCUGCACACUCUCCUGAUUGUAUUUUUUCUUUUAUUUCCGGAUUAACUUGAAAAGAAGCAAUCUUAUUGAUAAACCUGCAGCGAACAUAAAUAUCUAUACAUGUUCAGACAUUUACAGACAGGAUUACUCGGUGAUUCAGAGUUUUAAAAAGGAAUUAAUAAUUACGUUAUUAAUGUGAAUGAUGGCCAUUGGCAUGUAACAUAACUAUAGACCUGAAUUGUAAUAUUUGAAAAGAUUCUGCUAUCAACAAAGGAUCACCAGCUCUACCCUCUUUAUCAUCUUUAUUCCUAAUGUUAAACGCAGGUUUAGUAGUGACAACUUGAUGUAGCUGCAAACGCCCUUUCAAUAAAGCUUGAAGCAACAA